Molecule: messenger RNA, 1374 nt
Organism: Psammomys obesus (fat sand rat)
Lineage: Eukaryota; Metazoa; Chordata; Mammalia; Rodentia; Muridae
Gene: Clul1
Product: clusterin like 1
Exons: 7
Coding region: 1-1374 (457 amino acids)
Source: RefSeq, a predicted model, not a curated record
AUGAAGCCACAGCUCUUGGUGCUGUCUGUGUAUCUGCUGUGGUUGAAAUAUUGUCACAGUGCACCUGCUUGGAAGGACACAGCUGUUUCGGAUGGAAACCUAAAGAGUCUUCUAGAGGUGGGAGACGCAGAUGUAGAGAGAGAGGUGAAGAAGGCCUUGAUUGGCAUUAAGCGGAUGAAAAUCAUGAUGGAAAAGAGAGAGGAGGAGCAUGCCAAACUGAUGAAAACCUUGAAGAAAUGCAAAGAAGAAAAGCAGGAGGCCCUGAAACUCCUGAAUGAAGUGCAAGAACAUCUGGAGGAAGAAGAAAAGUUAUGUCAGGCAUCUUCUGUGGAUUCCUGGGAUGAAUGCAGGCCGUGUCUGGAAAGUAACUGCAUGAGUUUUUAUACAGCUUGCCAACCUGGUUGGUCCUCUGUGAAAAAUAUGAUGGAUCAGUUUCUCAGGAAGAUGUACAGGUUUCUGUUUCCUCACAGUGAAGAUGUGGAGGAUCCCCCUGCCGUCGAACAGCCGACUAAGGAAGAUUUACAAGUGAUACAAAUGGAAAACCUGUUCAGCCAGCUAGCUGUGGACGUGAAAUCUCUCUUCAACAUGAGUUUUCACAUUUUUAAACAGAUGCAGCAAGAAUUUGACCAGGCUUUUCAGUUAUACUUCAUAACCAAUGUAGACUUAAUGGAGCCAUACCCCGAGGCUCUAUCUAAAGAGCAAACCCAAAAGGAAAAACUUGGGCAAAGGUGGGACAUUCCCAACGUCUUCCAGCUGUUUCAUAAUUUUAGUCUCUCUGUUUAUGAGAGAGUCCGAGAAAUAAUUACAAAGGCAAUGAAUGCAAUUGAAGAUUCGUGGGAACCACACAAAGAGUUGGACCAGAGAGAUAGGACUUCAGAGAUGUUUCCAGAGCAAAACGGAGGAAUGUGUGAGAAAUUUGGCCAGAAUUUAUCUGGAUGUUUCAAAUUUCAUAAAAGAUGUCAAAAAUGUCACGAUUACCUUUCUGAAGACUGCCCUGAUGUACCUGAACUACACAUAGAAUUCCUUGAGGCCCUGAAAUUAGUCAAUGUAUCCAGUCAGCAAUAUGAUCAGGUUAUCCGGAUGGCCCAGUAUCAUCUGGAAGACACCACGUAUCUGAUGGAGAAGAUGCGAGAGCAGUUUGGAUGGGUGUCUCUACUGGCAAGCCAUAACACAGUGAUGGGGGGCAUCUUUAAUUCAACAAAGGCAGUUCCAAACAUUCAUGGAGGAAUGUCUUCCAAACAGGAUGGAAUUAUGCCUUCCUCUAACGUCACAGUCCAGAACCUUCCUGAAGAAAGUGCUGAGGGCGCAAACAUCAUUGACUAUGUGGUAGCAAAACUUCAGCAGCAUUUUAAGGGACAUUUUAAAGCUUGGUAA